Messenger RNA from Aphis gossypii (cotton aphid), 834 nucleotides. RefSeq lists its product as uncharacterized. Lineage: Eukaryota; Metazoa; Arthropoda; Insecta; Hemiptera; Aphididae. The annotation marks the transcript as partial. The transcript has 3 exons. The record is from RefSeq and is a predicted model, not a curated record.
AAUAAACGUAGUAGUUUUUAUAAAACAUCUAAACGAUCUGUAGUGCCUCAGAUAAACCUUGGACCAGAUGAAAAUUAUGGAAAUGUGUCCUAUGAUCCACUUUUAGAAUUGACUGAAUGUGAAAUUGAAAAUUAUAAGCGUACAUACUUAGAAAAAUUAUCACUGUCUGAGUACCAAGUAAAAACAUUAGAAAUUAGAACUAAGAGGCAAAAUCAAUGCGAAGAAUGGUACAUUGAAAGAAAAAAACGACUUACUGCAUCUAUUUUUGGGAAAAUUUGUAAAUUGCGUGAAAAAACAUCUCGUGUGAAAACAGUAAAUGAUAUUUUAUUUGGAACUUUUACCGGAAACGCCGCAACUAGAUAUGGAAUUGCUAAUGAAGUAGUAGCAAAAGAACAAUUGGAAGAGCGAUUAAAAAAAAAAAUUCUGCCUUCUGGUUUAAUUGUCGAUAUAAAAUUACCAUUUUUAGCAGCUUCCCCAGAUGGUAUAAUAGAAGAUGAUUCUUUGGUAGAAAUUAAGUGUCCAGCUAGUGCUAAAGAGUUUUCACCAGAAGAAGCGAUAACUAUUGGUAAAAUUAAAAACUGUUUGGUAAAUAAUGGACAACUACAACUAAAACGUAAUGAUAAUUAUUAUUACCAAGUUCAGGGGCAGUUACAUAUCAGUCGAAGAAUGUAUUGCUAUUUUUGUGUAUGGACCCCAAAAGGUCUGUUGUACGAAAAAAUUCAACGUGAUGAUGAAUUCUGGGAAAAUAAUAUGAAACUUAAACUGGAACUUUUUUAUUUGAAUUAUCUUUUACCGAGUUUGAUAAAAGAAGAAUUAAUAAUGACAAAUAAAUAA